Conger conger (European conger) is the source of this 731-nucleotide messenger RNA. RefSeq names its product homeobox protein BarH-like 1. The record is from RefSeq and is a predicted model, not a curated record. Gene Ontology annotation, biological process: regulation of transcription by RNA polymerase II. Gene Ontology annotation, molecular function: DNA binding; DNA-binding transcription factor activity, RNA polymerase II-specific. NCBI's taxonomy places the organism in Eukaryota, Metazoa, Chordata, Actinopteri, Anguilliformes, Congridae. The transcript has 2 exons. The coding region runs from base 1 to 591 and encodes 196 amino acids.
AUGGUGAUGAAGGAGAUGAUGGUCAUAUUGAUGAUGAUGAUGAUGAUGAUGAUGUACCCAGAGGCACCAGGUCUGCCGCUGUGGCCCCCAGAUCCUGGCCCCAGGUCGAGGAAGGGUAUCCUGAGGAGGGCCGUGUUCUCUGAGGAGCAGAGGAAGGAGCUGGAGAGAACUUUCCGGAAGCAGAAGUACAUCGGCAAGGCUGACCGGAACAAGCUGGCGGCUGACCUGCGACUGAAAGAGUCCCAGGUGAAGAUCUGGUUCCAGAACCAGAGGAUGAAGUGGAGGAACUCCAAGGAGAAGGAGGUGCUGUGUGGGAGGUCCCUGGAGGAGGAGCGGUCUCUGGUGAGUGACCGGAGGGGAGAGGAGGUGCAGGAGCGAGCGCUCCUCACCGAAGUCGAGAAAAUCACCCGGGAUCGAGCGACAGCGGAAAAACGUCCCGAGCCCCGCCCCCCCGCUGUGCACUGUGAACAAUGUACACAUCCCACAAUGCCUUGCACCAAGCCCUCACACAGACACACGCCGACUUGGACACAGCAGCAAGGGAGCUCAGCGCAGAGGAUAAACCACCUCCCUCUCUCCGCUGAACAAUAACAGAGUCCGGCCAGGACUGCCAUUCGUCAUAGCAGCUGCCCUGCUCACGUACAAUAUUUACAAUACAAGCAAUCUCGUUAUAUUUAAUUCAUCAACGCGCUGUGACUCGCUCUGGGACUCGCUCUGUGACUCGCUCUGUG